This is a messenger RNA of Ostreococcus lucimarinus CCE9901, 393 nucleotides long. RefSeq lists its product with no specific name. The annotation marks the transcript as partial. Gene Ontology annotation, biological process: endoplasmic reticulum to Golgi vesicle-mediated transport. Gene Ontology annotation, cellular component: COPII-coated ER to Golgi transport vesicle; Golgi membrane; endoplasmic reticulum membrane. The record is from RefSeq and is a predicted model, not a curated record. NCBI's taxonomy places the organism in Eukaryota, Viridiplantae, Chlorophyta, Mamiellophyceae, Mamiellales, Bathycoccaceae. Gene Ontology annotation, molecular function: COPII receptor activity. The transcript has a single exon.
GCGACGCGCGCAGGGUUGUACUACCUCGCGGAGAUGGUCGAAGAGUACACGCGGUUGACGAAGAAGGUGCUCGAUUGGUCGAUCAAGGCGUCGUACGGGUUUCACGCGCUGCUGUUCAUCGUCGAUCGCAUGCCGUUCUUCGCGUGCGCGGUGAGUUGUUUGGCGCAGUUCGCGUACUCGCGGAUGUUGAAGCGGUUUCCGUUCAUAGACUUUACGAGCGGAGAGUUUUUGGGUUCGCUCGCGGCGAUGGGCGCGACGCACUGGGUGUGGGUGCGACACUUUCACAGCACUUAUCACAGCACCGAGUACGUGCUCGGCUUUUUCUUCAUGAUCGUCUGGUUCGUGCCGUUUGGGUUCUUCAUUAGCAUCGCCGCGAACGAGAGCGUUUUGCCG